This is a messenger RNA of Cucumis melo (muskmelon), 3152 nucleotides long. Its product is annotated as pentatricopeptide repeat-containing protein At2g26790, mitochondrial-like. Gene Ontology annotation, molecular function: protein binding. The record is from RefSeq and is a predicted model, not a curated record. The transcript has 5 exons. NCBI's taxonomy places the organism in Eukaryota, Viridiplantae, Streptophyta, Magnoliopsida, Cucurbitales, Cucurbitaceae. Bases 733 to 2049 code for a protein of 438 amino acids.
UUUGGAAGGAUUUCUAAGGGUCACUUAGACGGCUAUAACUGUGCAGUGGCUAAAAGCAGUGGAUAGAAGGAAAUAUAUCUGCAACAUUUUGCAGUUCUUAUCCUUCUCUAGACCACAAAGGAAAAGAGAACACCGAUCCACAUCCAUGAAUUGUUUGUUACUCGCUGUGAAUAAUCCCACCAAGCUCAAUAAAUUAAAGCUCAAACUAGUCAAAUUCGCCUCCACUGCAAUUGCUCAACUAAACUCAUGUUUUUUUUCACACAGUGAUGAUGAACAAACUACCACCUCCUUCAACACAACUUUAAAUGUUCAAUGUAAACCAUCAAAGGUGGUCCAAGUCCUAGAAAGUCUCCGAAGGGAGCCCAACAUUGCCUUUUCCUUUUUUCGGGAAUUGGAGGAAUGGGGAUUUCAACAUAACAUCUCUACUUACACAGCUCUUAUUAGGAUAUUGUGCUCUUGGGGUUUGAGGAGAAAGCUUGAAACUCUGUUUUUGAAUCUCAUUGGAUCCAAAAAAAUGGAAUUUCAUGUCUUAGAUUUGCUUGAAUCACUUAAUCAAGGGUGUGUGGUGGAUGCCUCAUUUAUUCGAGCAUAUGAUGCCUUAAUCAAGGCUUAUGUCAGUGUUAACUUGUUUGAUAGCGUUGUGGAUUACUCUUCCGAUUAGGAAGGAAGGGAUUUGUUCCACAUAUUUUUACUUGUAAUUAUCUCUUGAACCGGCUUAUCGAGCAUGGGAAAAUGAAUAUGGCUCUAGUUGUGUACAAGCAGUUGAAGAGGUUUGGUUGCCAACCUAAUGAUUACACUUACGCUACUGUAAUAAAAGCGCUUUGUAAAAUAGGUAACAUGGAAGAAGCUAUAGACAUUUUUGAGGAGAUGAGUGGAUAUGGGAUGGUUCCUAAUGCCUUUGCUUGUGCUGCAUAUAUUGAAGCGUUGAGCACCCACGAUUGUUCGACUUCAGGGUAUCAGUUGCUACAAGCAUGGAGAGCAGAACGAUUCCCAAUAGAUGCGUAUGCUUACUCUGUAGUCAUUCGUGGGUUUUGUGAUGAGAUGAAAAUAGAUGAGGCAGAAUCUGUCUUUCUUAAUAUGGAAAAUUAUGGAGUAGUUCCAGAUGCACAAACUUAUAGUGUGUUGAUCGAUGGUUAUUGCAAGAAGUUGUAUUUGCAAAAAGCUUUGUCUCUUCACAGUCUCAUGUUGUCAAAAGGUAUAAAAUCAAAUUGCGUGAUUGUCAGCUUUAUCCUUCAAUGCUUCCUUAGGAUGCAAAUGUAUUCAGAAGUAGUGAACCAAUUUAAAGUAUUUCAGGAAAAGGGGCUAUUUUUGGACAAGGUUGUAUACAAUAUUGUUGUUCAUGCCCUGUGUGAACUAGGGAAAUUGGAGGAAGCUAUUGGGUUGUUAGAAGAAAUGACAAGUAGACAGAUCGAGAUGGAUGUCAUACAUUAUACAACAAUGAUUAAAGGUCUUUUUGCUCGAGGAAAAAUUCAUGAAGCAAUGAUGAUGUUUGAAAAUUUGAAGAAAAAUGGUGUUGAGCCUGACUCCAUCACUUAUAAUGUGCUCGUUGCUGGAUUAUCUAGAAACGAUCUUGUAUCUAAGGUCCAAGAGCUUCUAAACUAUAUGGAGGAACAUGGUUUGAGAGAAGACCCUAAGAUGCCCAACCUGGUAAUUGAAAAUUUAUGCAUAGGAGGAAAAGUGAAAGAAGCAACUGAAUUUUUCAAUAGUUUAGAAGUAAAGACGGUAGAUAACUACGCUGCCAUGAUUAAUGGGUAUUGUGCAGCCAACGCUACGAAAUCUGCUUAUAAACUUUUUGUUAAUAUGUCCAAGGAAGGAGAUUUUAUUAAAAGUUCUCUCGUUAGGCUAGUUAGCAGGCUUUGCAUGGAAAAUUCCAGCUUUAGAGCUAUUGAGGUGAUGAAACAACUUCCAGUUAUGAAUGUGGAGGCUAAAGAAUUUGUGUACAAUAAAGUCAUAGCUUCCUUAUGCCAGUUUUGCUUGAUGGUGGAUUUAAAACCAGAGUAUACAAAAGUGCUCCUCAGUAGAAUUAGCUUUGACGUCUUCAAUUUUUAAUGAAAUGAAGGACAUGAUCACUCCAGACGUUGUUUACUACACUGUAGUGAUUGAUGGGUAUUGUAAAAUGAACAACCUUAAUGCUGCUUUUGUCCUCUUUGAGGAAAUGGUUGAUCAAGGAAUAGAGGCUGAUGCAGUGACUUAUACUGCCCUACUGUCCGGCUGUUGUAGAAAUGGAGAUAAGGAGAAGGCUCAAACCCUCUGUCCUGAAAUGACGUCUAAGGGAAUUCUUCCUCCUGAAAAUUUCUCAUAUCUGUUGCAACACGAUACUUUAGCAACCAAGAAAAUUUAACUUUGCAAGUUCUUUACUGAAUAACAGUCUUGGAUUCUCCACAACUGAAAUCUACUUGAGCAAUAUAGUCACCUCUGCUUUGACUUGAUGAUGAAAUAGUCAAGUGUGUGGAGUUGCUGCAGUAAUGCGGUUGGAAAUUAAAAUAUAUGAUAUCCAGUUUCUGUGAAGGGAAGUCAGUCUCCUCUGUUGCAAACAUGGUGCAGAUGUUAUCCAGAGCUAUACUUAUGGUAUUGAGGAUGAGGAUGAGGAUGAGGAUGAGGACGAGGACGAGGACGAGGACGAGGACGAGGACGAGGACGAGGACGAAGGUGAAGGUGUGUAAGUAACCCAAAUGAAAGAGUGGCAUCGGGUUCAAAGAAGCCAAGGCAAAAAGCCAAGCCAAGCCAAUGGAUGUAUAUUUUACACCUAACCUGGAAGUUGUGGUUCAUAAUCGAAAGAAUGACAAAUAAAGGGGAAACAAAACACAAUGAACGAAGCAUCCAAAAGGAGACGAGUGAGCAAAUCAUCUAAAGAAUUGCUCGUUGGUUUUAUGGUGUUGGAGUGCCUCUAAAUGCUUGCACAUACGAUAGCUUUGCCCCUUAGAAUGAGGCAAUAAGACAAUUCGAUCCUGGAUUGGAACACCAUUGUAUCUAAAUCCAUAAUUCUAUUACUCAAAUCCAAAUAUUUGAGCCGUUGAUGAAAUUGUCAAUGGGUUGUAUAUCUGUAUAAUAAAGAUGGUUGCUUCCUUAGACAUUCAAGAUAAGACACUUGGAGAGCUAACCAAAUACAAGAAAGCUUAAGGACUAUUUGAACGGUCUUUAGCAAUUAGAUA